Messenger RNA from Pseudozyma flocculosa PF-1, 1326 nucleotides. RefSeq lists its product as uncharacterized. Lineage: Eukaryota; Fungi; Basidiomycota; Ustilaginomycetes; Ustilaginales; Ustilaginaceae. Bases 1 to 1326 code for a protein of 441 amino acids. The record is from RefSeq and is a predicted model, not a curated record. The transcript has a single exon.
AUGGACAUCGAGUCGCACAGACGCUUCUCCAACGAUAGCGAGGCGAGUUCGACCGCAUCCUCGUCGACGAGGAGGAGGAUCUCGACCGCCUCGGAUACCACCAUCUCGCUGGGCUCGAGGUUUGCGAAGGGCAAGGACCAGACAUCGAGCAGCCUGCCCCCGACCUCCUCCUCGGCGGUGGACAGGCCGUCCGAGCACGAGGGCCACGCCACAGGGCCCGAAGCUUCGACGAGUCGGCGCUCCUCUGUCGAUGCACCGCGGAGUCUGAUGGAUGGCUCGUCGUCAUUCAAUGGGUUCGCCACGUCAAGCUUCGCGAACGCGGUGGCUGAGGUCGCCAUAUCCCCUAGCAGAGUGGACACGCCGCCGCGAUCUCUCGCGUCCUGGCUUCGACGAGGCCCAAAGACUCGUACCAGCUCUGACCUGAAUGGACAGGCGGACCGCUGUGCAUCAGCCCGGCCGAGCUCUGCCACCAAGGGUGCAGGGUCCCAGUUGACAUUCGCAAACGCAUGGUCCUCCAUCGACCGCGCCGCAUCCCCUCAGACCGAAGUGAUCCGCAGCGCCGGAAACUCAGUGGAUGAAGCCUACCUCUCGCCAUCCGGCCGCGAGAGGUGGAGCGGCUACGAGCACGAAUGGCGCCUCUCCUCAUCGAGCGAUGCGUCCCGUCCGAUUGCGGCGAGUCGACGGUCCUCGCUGCUCGAAGGCAACAUGUUCAGCAUCGACGAUCCCGCCCGUCCCAGCUCGCCAGGGUCACUGAGAGCACGCGAUAGCGAGGACGGGACGGGCCCAUACGAAUCAACGGCUGCGACGCCCAAUCAGAGCUUGACGCAGGUGCUCGACUCCUUGGACGUGAUCCUCGCUCCCGAGCUCACAGAUCCACGCGCGAGGGAAUUUCGCCCGACUAGACUGCAAAGGGAGCAAGCCGGCGCCACAGCGGGCCAGCGGACGGGUCCGCACCCCGCCCUCCGCAGUAAUGUCGAACGGGAUCGGACCAUCGGCGAAAAGACGAGGUUCUCACUGCAAGCGGACGGCCCUACGGCAAGGCGGCAUGAGCCCAAGAGCGGUUGUCAGGGCCGAGACAAAACCUCCUCCAGGUCGCUGGAUGCGAUUCGCACGAAGCCCCCGCCCGUCUGGUCUACGAGGGCGCUCGCACGCUCUGGGGCGACGCAGCCAGAGAGGUGGUCGGGUCGGCUGCCCAAUCCGAUUGCGUACCUCACUCUGCCGGAUGAGACUCGUCGCAACCACCGAAUGCUCGAGCACAAGGUAGAUCUGUACCUCUGGUAUCGAGAGCAGGAUCGCCAACGCCAGCUGCAGUCUGGUGCUCCGUGA